AAAAAGUCAAGGGGUCUGAAUGCUUUCCAAAUGCACUGUAAAUAAGAGCAGACUCAGUGUUUCACCUUUCAUCAGUGAUGUUACUUUAUUAGGUAGGUAGCUAGCAUAUCUCUUACCUCAAUUUCAAUUUCUGCUGCUCCUAGACAGGCCCGGCAACGUCUUUCAACGGUUGGUAUUGUUGGAUUCGGGGUUAAACUUGGAACAUUGUUAUAUUCAGAAGUAUAGGAACAUUAGUUACAAAAGAGACAUGAGGGGUGCCAUAAUGAAGCUUGGGAGGGGCUGAGUGCAGGGAAAACAAUCGCAUGUGACAGUACUGAUAAGGGGAGAAACCGUUAAAGUCUCAUAUCACUUAGUUCCCUGCUUAGCAAGAAUAAUGCAAUGUUUAGAGAUGAGGAGGAGACUCCACUUAAAGUGGUGUAUGAAUACCACCACGGGGAAGCCAUGUCUGUGUCUAAAUUACAGCUGUAUCGACCCUUUGGGGAUAGUUAAACUUGGUUAAGCUUCUCUAGUGUCCGUGAGUAAUUUACUCUGAAAAUUAUAACCUAACAGUUGGCGUUGUCGGCAGGAUUCACCACGAUUUAUAGUCAAACCAAAGAGUCCAUAUCAGUGGAGCAGAGCUGGCAAAAAACAAGGUGAAAGCAGAGAUAACCAAGGGCACGGCUGAAUUCUGGAGAUUGAGUGUACAUCAAGAUACACCAGGCGGGGGUGUUGGUACAGCAUUGGUUUGGUCCACACACAGUACUCCUUACAGCACCUGCAGCGGUAAAGAUUGUCAUGUCUCUCCUUGGUGGGUGCAUUGUUCUCACGAGAAGUGAGGUCCAGCUGCAUAAUGGGUGAGCUUGAAGACACCAUGGCAGAGGAAAUGGAGCGAAAGAGUGGGAGCGAGACUAGAUUCCCCUGUAAGACAUGCAGAUGGGUUGGGUCUGGGAGCUACUUUAAGCAUCAUAGUUUGGGUUGGGUUAGCUGCUUUAUUGGUUAAUGCAUCAUAUGAAAGAGGAUAGAUGUUGGUGUAAUUGUACUCUAAACAACAUGUUUAAGGCAUUGAUGUGAAAGCAUAUACAGUACUGAGUUACCUUAAUAAGAGGAUGUAGGAUUGUUGCAAUGGAGGAGAAUUGGGAACAAAGUGAAAAUGACAUGGCUUGGGAACACCUCUCGGAACCUGGGGCCGGAAAGGGGAAGACUGGGCGAAAGCAUGAGGAGGCUUUUUAGGGAUAUCAUUUUUGUGGAAUCCAGCAGAAAAGUAUCCUGGAGACAUAGAGUCAGGUGAAGAGGGAGUGGGAAUUGUCAUGGUCUCAGUCUUUGGUUUUCAUGCAUAUAUAAUAAUGCAUAUCUUAUCACAUUGUUAAUACUGUUAUGUUUUGUGUGUUUUUGUUGCAUUCCAAGUCUUGUGCUAUCACUCUCGUAGGAAACAGAAGGAGAGAGUGGAGAAACAAAAAUCAGCUCCAACUGACAUGGAACAAGACAGCGGAUUCAGCUGAAAUGUCAUUUUGUUGUGUGAUUAGAGAUGGAAAUAAGAUUGUGUAUGGUGUGAUCAUAGACCAGGCCAUAACUCUCCGAGUUUGUAAACCUCCCGGUGGUGAAUGUUUUUUAUUAUCAUUGUUCGUUCAUUUAUAAUCAGGUUUUAUUUAUUUUUUAUUUAUUCAUUUUCGUUAUCAUUUUUUGUUCAUUUAUAAGUAAUUUCUUGCUUUUUCUUGCUUCCCCCACAACAGGGGAAGCCAUGUCUGUGUCUGAUUUACAGCUGUAUCGACCCUUUGGGAAGAAUUAAACUUGCUAAGCUUCACUAGUGUCCAGGUCGUCACCUGAGAAAUGCUCACUACAAAACCGUAGAUCCAGUCUUUAGAUGGGAGUGUUUAUGCAUCUUUGCAGGACAACUAACCAAACCCUCAGUAAAUCUGGGUCCAAAGGAAGUCCGUGAGAAGAUAUCGGACUGUGUUUUGUCUUUGCGUUGUCACAUGUUGGGAUUUCACAUCUGCAAACCAUUUUCAACAAUAUUCAGCUAUUAACCUAACAAAAACUACUUCUGUCCCGUUUUCAUCGCCUGGCUGAUCUCAUGACUGACUAUCAACGUAGCUAGCUAGGUACCUAGUACUGUAUCUGUGCCAGUAGCGUGCCCCCUAUUUACACACUCGCAGUAGUGAGAGGAAUUGGAUUGAAGAAGUACAUGCAUGGUAGCGAAUAUGCUUGAGCUGUAAAUUAUUGCUUGAGUUCAACUAAAUGGAUUAUAAUGUUCGGUAUGACACAAUUUCAUGUGUACAACAUCUAAAGACUAUACUGGAGCAAUAGAGCAUUUGUUCAUGUUUUUGGAUGCCCCGGAACUCCAGAAUGAGGCUGAGGAUGUCAAUUGCUGGUGGGAAAUCAAGGACACUUCCUGCAGCUCUUCAAGAUACAGAAUCUCUUCUCUGAGGCAGUACAGCCAAUCAUCAGUGCUCCCUCUGCCAAUGACCAGAAACCCCUACACCAUGCCUACAAUAAGUGCCUUCUGUACAGAGGACAAUGUGUCAGAAUGUAUCUCAUACAUCAAUCAGGAGGUAUCCUCUCUGGGCUUUCCAUUGCUUUGCACAGAGUCUAACAACGGUCCUGAACUGAAUCUGGUGGCCGUGCUGAAUAACGUGUACAACCUGCUCCAGCUGCACCGCCGGUGCCUGCAGACAGUGGAGGAGAUUGAAGUGGAGCAGGUCAAGUCCAACAGCAACAUGGACUAUCUGCAGCUCAGCAACACUAGACUGAAGGAUCAACUUGAACUCUCCAAGAGGGAAAACACUGGACUUCUUGAGAGAGAACGUCAGCUACAGCUGAAAGUGAAGAGCUUACAUAACUGCCUGAAAAAUGAAAAAGAAGAGGUACAGAAACUUCAAAGCAUCAUAGCAAGCCGUGCCACUCAGUACAAUCAUGACAUGAAGAGGAAAGAAAGGGAGUUCGGCAAACUAAAAGAGCGCCUGAAUCAGCUUCUGAUCGACAAAAAGGAUAAGAAACAAACGUUUGAAGUAUUGAACUACGUGGGAAGAUCGGAUGGGAAGAGAAGCCUUUGGAAAACUGGGAAGACUGAGGCCAGACAUGAGGGAGAGAUGUAUAAGACUCUACUGAACGACUACGACAGUCGCCACAAGGACCUAUUGAUGGAGAACGCAGAGUUAAAGAAAGUAUUACAGCAGAUGAAAAGGGAUAUGGUCACCAUUUUGAGACCCAGGAAACCUAGCCAAAGUGGCGAGAAACAUGAUGACAGUCUAGAACAGACCAGCUCAGAAGAGGAUGAGGUGUGUGAUUCAAGUAGAGAGAGCCUGGAGCUGUCCUGUGAGCAUGCAAGGGAACAGCUCACCAAUAGCAUUCGCCAGCAGUGGAGGAGACUAAAGAGCCACGUGGAGAGACUGGACAGCCAAGCAUCCUUGGUAGGGGAGAGAGCCAACAUGAACGCCAUCCCCAAAGAGGUCCAUGAAGAGGAGAUGGACAGGCUGAAACUGGAGAUCCAGCAGUAUAAAGACUUCAUCCACACGCAGCAGCAGCUCCUGCAGCAGCAGCUGAACUCCCCAUGUGACGAUGAGACAGCCUCGCUGCUCAACGACUGUUACAUGCAGGAGGAGAAGGAGCGCCUCAAGGAGGAUUGGAAGUCCUUCGAAGAAAAAAGGAAGAACUUUGAGGCGGAAAGGAAGAACUUCACAGAGGCAGCCAUAAGACUGAGCCACGAGAGAAAAGCAUUUGAGGAGGACCGCGCCACAUGGCUCAAACAUCAGUUUUUAAACUUGACUCCAUUUGGAGACCAAAUGAAACCACAGAUGUCAAAGUCUCAAAGUGCCUUAUCAGGAUGUGCUGAGUCAGAGGUUAGGCCCAUGUCGACUCCAGCAAAGUUAAAUAAAUCACUAUCCCACACGGCUUUCUCCACAUCCAGAGCCUCUCCAGCGAAGACGCCAUCCACGGCAGAUCUGUAUCGCACACACUGCCUUAUCCCAGAAAAAAGCCCAAGCACAAUCCACCCAAAGCAAGACUCCAGCAUCCUUCGCAAUGGUGACGUUCCUGCCCAGCUCCGACACGUGAAUGGAGGAGCAAAUUGCAGAGCAUACACAUUCACGGGAGAUAGAAAUGGCUCCAUUUAAACACAGGGAUAGACACCUUGGCCUUUUCCCAUGACAAUCCAUGCUCUUAAACCAUUCAAUAUCAAGUGUAGUAUCAAAGGUAGUCAGACACACUUAAAUGGAAACGCAAAACACAAAAUAUAUUUAGUUCUUGUUUGUAGAACUUUAUAAAAUAAAAAUCUAUAAUUUAACUAGACAAAAAGGACCCGGACAGACGAGGCCCCUGUCUGUGUUUUGAUAGAGCCAUAAUAUUUUGGCUGCUGAGUGGCUCAUUGUAAAUGGCAGGGACAAAUUAGUGUGGUUUUUAAUGUAAUAUUGGUGUUUGUAGAAGUCGUUUUGUAUAUAUUUAAUGUAAAAUGUCUUUGUUGUAUUACCUUUUUGUUAAGGUCAUGUAGUUUUAUAAAGUUUAAUGUUUAUCCGUAGGCACUCUGUAAGACAGCGUAAUGUAUUUAUCAUGGUCAACAUUGUUUCCCCCUUAAAUAUUUGAUAGCAUCUUAGAAUGUACUUUUAUUUCAAUGCUGCUGAUACACCAAAGGCAAUAAGAUAUAUUAGUUCUGUCAAUUUCAUAAAUACAUUUAAAUUGUGUCUUUACCCUUGAAGUGAUUGUGGUGAUGAUGACAAAACAAUAUUGCUCAAGGCUAUUGUGUUUAUUGUUGUUGAUGUAGCGCACGGAACAGUCACAGCGAGGCGGAUGCACUUUAUAACUGCAUAUAUCACUUUGAAAGUGUUUUCUGCAUUGAUUUCUUAUUUUACAAUUCACCAUGAAAAGUGAUUGCCAUUAGAUUGCUGUUGUUAGAGGGCUAUAAUGUAUCAGAGACCAUCUUUGAAUGCACAGUUGGAUUUAUUACAAUUUGAAUGGUCAA
Messenger RNA from Oncorhynchus tshawytscha (Chinook salmon), 4930 nucleotides. RefSeq names its product afadin- and alpha-actinin-binding protein-like. Bases 2247 to 4088 code for a protein of 613 amino acids. The record is from RefSeq and is a predicted model, not a curated record. Lineage: Eukaryota; Metazoa; Chordata; Actinopteri; Salmoniformes; Salmonidae. The transcript is spliced from 15 exons.